Messenger RNA from Homo sapiens (human), 2866 nucleotides. RefSeq names its product leukocyte immunoglobulin like receptor B2 (gene LILRB2). The transcript has 14 exons. The record is from RefSeq and is marked reviewed. Gene Ontology annotation, cellular component: plasma membrane. Gene Ontology annotation, biological process: cell surface receptor signaling pathway. Bases 199 to 1995 code for a protein of 598 amino acids. NCBI's taxonomy places the organism in Eukaryota, Metazoa, Chordata, Mammalia, Primates, Hominidae.
GCAUUUCUCCUCUGUGCUCACUGCCACACACAGCUCAACCUGGACAGCACAGCCAGAGGCGAGAUGCUUCUCUGCUGAUCUGAGUCUGCCUGCAGCAUGGACCUGGGUCUUCCCUGAAGCAUCUCCAGGGCUGGAGGGACGACUGCCAUGCACCGAGGGCUCAUCCAUCCGCAGAGCAGGGCAGUGGGAGGAGACGCCAUGACCCCCAUCGUCACAGUCCUGAUCUGUCUCGGGCUGAGUCUGGGCCCCAGGACCCGCGUGCAGACAGGGACCAUCCCCAAGCCCACCCUGUGGGCUGAGCCAGACUCUGUGAUCACCCAGGGGAGUCCCGUCACCCUCAGUUGUCAGGGGAGCCUUGAAGCCCAGGAGUACCGUCUAUAUAGGGAGAAAAAAUCAGCAUCUUGGAUUACACGGAUACGACCAGAGCUUGUGAAGAACGGCCAGUUCCACAUCCCAUCCAUCACCUGGGAACACACAGGGCGAUAUGGCUGUCAGUAUUACAGCCGCGCUCGGUGGUCUGAGCUCAGUGACCCCCUGGUGCUGGUGAUGACAGGAGCCUACCCAAAACCCACCCUCUCAGCCCAGCCCAGCCCUGUGGUGACCUCAGGAGGAAGGGUGACCCUCCAGUGUGAGUCACAGGUGGCAUUUGGCGGCUUCAUUCUGUGUAAGGAAGGAGAAGAUGAACACCCACAAUGCCUGAACUCCCAGCCCCAUGCCCGUGGGUCGUCCCGCGCCAUCUUCUCCGUGGGCCCCGUGAGCCCGAAUCGCAGGUGGUCGCACAGGUGCUAUGGUUAUGACUUGAACUCUCCCUAUGUGUGGUCUUCACCCAGUGAUCUCCUGGAGCUCCUGGUCCCAGGUGUUUCUAAGAAGCCAUCACUCUCAGUGCAGCCGGGUCCUGUCAUGGCCCCUGGGGAAAGCCUGACCCUCCAGUGUGUCUCUGAUGUCGGCUAUGACAGAUUUGUUCUGUACAAGGAGGGGGAACGUGACCUUCGCCAGCUCCCUGGCCGGCAGCCCCAGGCUGGGCUCUCCCAGGCCAACUUCACCCUGGGCCCUGUGAGCCGCUCCUACGGGGGCCAGUACAGAUGCUACGGUGCACACAACCUCUCCUCUGAGUGCUCGGCCCCCAGCGACCCCCUGGACAUCCUGAUCACAGGACAGAUCCGUGGCACACCCUUCAUCUCAGUGCAGCCAGGCCCCACAGUGGCCUCAGGAGAGAACGUGACCCUGCUGUGUCAGUCAUGGCGGCAGUUCCACACUUUCCUUCUGACCAAGGCGGGAGCAGCUGAUGCCCCACUCCGUCUAAGAUCAAUACACGAAUAUCCUAAGUACCAGGCUGAAUUCCCCAUGAGUCCUGUGACCUCAGCCCACGCGGGGACCUACAGGUGCUACGGCUCACUCAACUCCGACCCCUACCUGCUGUCUCACCCCAGUGAGCCCCUGGAGCUCGUGGUCUCAGGACCCUCCAUGGGUUCCAGCCCCCCACCCACCGGUCCCAUCUCCACACCUGCAGGCCCUGAGGACCAGCCCCUCACCCCCACUGGGUCGGAUCCCCAAAGUGGUCUGGGAAGGCACCUGGGGGUUGUGAUCGGCAUCUUGGUGGCCGUCGUCCUACUGCUCCUCCUCCUCCUCCUCCUCUUCCUCAUCCUCCGACAUCGACGUCAGGGCAAACACUGGACAUCGACCCAGAGAAAGGCUGAUUUCCAACAUCCUGCAGGGGCUGUGGGGCCAGAGCCCACAGACAGAGGCCUGCAGUGGAGGUCCAGCCCAGCUGCCGACGCCCAGGAAGAAAACCUCUAUGCUGCCGUGAAGGACACACAGCCUGAAGAUGGGGUGGAGAUGGACACUCGGGCUGCUGCAUCUGAAGCCCCCCAGGAUGUGACCUACGCCCAGCUGCACAGCUUGACCCUCAGACGGAAGGCAACUGAGCCUCCUCCAUCCCAGGAAAGGGAACCUCCAGCUGAGCCCAGCAUCUACGCCACCCUGGCCAUCCACUAGCCCGGAGGGUACGCAGACUCCACACUCAGUAGAAGGAGACUCAGGACUGCUGAAGGCACGGGAGCUGCCCCCAGUGGACACCAAUGAACCCCAGUCAGCCUGGACCCCUAACAAAGACCAUGAGGAGAUGCUGGGAACUUUGGGACUCACUUGAUUCUGCAGUCGAAAUAACUAAUAUCCCUACAUUUUUUAAUUAAAGCAACAGACUUCUCAAUAAUCAAUGAGUUAACCGAGAAAACUAAAAUCAGAAGUAAGAAUGUGCUUUAAACUGAAUCACAAUAUAAAUAUUACACAUCACACAAUGAAAUUGAAAAAGUACAAACCACAAAUGAAAAAAGUAGAAACGAAAAAAAAAAACUAGGAAAUGAAUGACGUUGGCUUUCGUAUAAGGAAUUUAGAAAAAGAAUAACCAAUUAUUCCAAAUGAAGGUGUAAGAAAGGGAAUAAGAAGAAGAAGAGUUGCUCAUGAGGAAAAACCAAAACUUGAAAAUUCAACAAAGCCAAUGAAGCUCAUUCUUGAAAAUAUUAAUUACAGUCAUAAAUCCUAACUACAUUGAGCAAGAGAAAGAAAGAGCAGGCACGCAUUUCCAUAUGGGAGUGAGCCAGCAGACAGCCCAGCAGAUCCUACACACAUUUUCACAAACUAACCCCAGAACAGGCUGCAAACCUAUACCAAUAUACUAGAAAAUGCAGAUUAAAUGGAUGAAAUAUUCAAAACUGGAGUUUACAUAAUGAACGUAAGAGUAAUCAGAGAAUCUGACUCAUUUUAAAUGUGUGUGUAUGUGUGUGUAUAUAUAUGUGUGUGUGUGUGUGUGUGUGUGUGUGUGAAAAACAUUGACUGUAAUAAAAAUGUUCCCAUCGUAUCAACUCCA